CUUUUCUUUUACAGCGCGUCACACGUAUUUUUUUUUUUUGAUCCAUUGGAAGAAAGAAAAACCCGCGAAAGGCUUUGCACCGAUCAAUUUGCGAAACCCUUCUAUCAAAGGUUGGAACUGAAAUGCAGAAGAAGUCGACAUUGCCACUGAGCGACGCGAAUGCGAACAGAAAGAGGAAGGAAGUGCGCAGCAAGGAAACAUUGGUGAAGCUUCUAAGAUGGCAUUUUGGGUACCCUGAUUUUAGGGGCAUGCAAUUGGACGCUAUUCAGUCGGUGCUUUCAGGAAAGGAUUGUUUUUGUCUUAUGCCGACUGGGGGAGGCAAGUCAAUGUGUUAUCAGAUCCCUGCAUUGGCAAAACCAGGAAUUGUGCUCGUUGUAUCUCCUUUAAUAGCCUUAAUGGAAAACCAAGUAAUGGCACUGAAAGAGAAAGGGAUUGCAGCAGAUUUUCUCUCCUCAACAAAAACAGCGGAUGCUAAAGUAAAGGUGAGUAAGUUGUUAAAAUGCUGACUUUUUAUGAUAGGCAAUCUGAUGCACGAUAAUCAAACAUAGUGGGGUCUGGUUUAGAUGUAAGCUGUCUCGCCUUGGAAGCAGUGCAGUGUGACUGAUACUAGGAUUUCAAUCAUGACUGAUUCUAUCACCUUAAAAGGAAG
Vigna umbellata (rice bean) is the source of this 649-nucleotide messenger RNA. NCBI's taxonomy places the organism in Eukaryota, Viridiplantae, Streptophyta, Magnoliopsida, Fabales, Fabaceae. The record is from RefSeq and is a predicted model, not a curated record.